UCUUUUUUUCCCACAAUGCUGCGCGGUAGGGGCUGUCGUGUGUGCGCUAUCUGUGGUGCUGAAGCUGCGCGUGCCUCUGAGGUUGCUACCAUACAAAUCCACCCGAGCAUCCUUCCGCGAGAGCUCCAGCAGCGAGGGAUGGUUUGUGGUCGACGCUAGGAGAGAUUCAGGAUGUUUCUGCCAGCUCUGGUGAUGUAAUGCGUCUUUUUUCUGUAUCUGCUGAAGUUCUCCUGGGUUAUUUCUCGUUUUUUUCUGUAAGUGCUGCACACGGGAGACGCGCCUGAAAGCCCAUUUUUUUCCCUCGGCUCGUCGUGUCUCCGGUGCCGCCGCCUGCCCUGCCUCCUUCGCCGCUCCGUCCUGCAUCCUUUAUGCACAGCACGCUGCUCCGGUCCUCCCCAACAAAGCACACCUUCGUGUCCGAGCACCAUGGCCCGCUCCAGCCGCUUUCACUGAGAGACAUGGAAGCCAAACAGCACCAGAUAAAGAGCCUGAAAAGCUACCCGGAGACCGGCGGUCGGAGCCUGGCAGCGGCCGCCGGAGGAGACGGAGGAGGGGGGUAUCGAGCCGGCUCAGCUGAAAUGGAGAUGGACUCGAAGAUCCAGAAAGCCAUCGAGUUCAAGGCGGAGGGCCAUCGCUGCUACAAGGAGAAGAAGUUCCGGGAAGCGAUAGGCAAGUACCACCGGGCGCUGCUGCAGCUCAAAGGGGUUCAUGUCGUGGACGGCACUACGGGCUCCGAGGUCAACCUGCUCAGCCAAGCCGCGGCCAAGCUGACCGAGGAGCAGAGGAGAGCCGUGGAGAGCACCGAGAUCGAGUGCUACGACAGCCUGACAGCUUGUCUGUUGCAGUCCGAGCUGGUAAACUAUGAGAGAGUGAAGGAGUACUGUCUGAAGGUCCUGAGCCACCAGAGAGACCACUUCAAGGCCAUGUACCGAGCCGGCAUCGCCUUCUAUCACCUGGGUGAUUACGAAUGUGCCCUACGCUACCUGCGUGACGCCAAAAACCGCGAACCCACAGACACCAACGUGCUCCGAUACAUCCAGCUGACAGAGAUGAAGAUGAGCAAGAGUGGACAACGGGAACGAGACAGCGGCAAGGAGACCCAGGGCUAACCUUUGACCUUUCCCCCCUCCUGAACCCUCUGACCUUUCAUCCUACAAGUUGUACCUCCCACUCUCCACUUUCUCUUCCUCCCCUGUUGACUCCUCCUGACGGCAACCCUGACAGAAGAGACGCAAUCGCCUGCCUGUUACAGACAAACACAUAUCAAGCGCUGUCUGCGACCCACCCUCUUUCUUCUUCCUCUCCCUCUUCUUCUCCCUCUUUCUCCCUCAGGUGCUGUGGUUCCUCUCCCUCGACGCAGUCAGCAAGGAAACUUUAAAAAAAAAAGAAGAAAAAUCAUGAAAAUACAUGGAAGAAGCUGUAAUAUAUACUCAUACAAACCCAUCAUUGUGGUGGAGUCAAAACGAAGCUUCAGCCCAUACACAUGACAGACAGACAUCUGUGUGAUUCAGCAGAUGUUUAAAAAACAUGGAAAGCAUUUUGUUUCUGCUCUCUCGCGCUCUCUUUUUCUCUCCGUUUUAUUCUGAACUCUCGAGGAGAAUUUGGGGGAUCUCGGGAAGCUCGACCACACCGGGAGGAGGGGCAGGGAUGCGUGUGGAAGUGUGUGAAACAGGUUUGGAGAAUAAAAAUGGGUGCGGUGAGGGGGUGUAUAUGUGUAUGAGACACAUGCCAAGACCACAUCCCAAUUUGAUUGUACAUCCUAACCCACCAGGUCUCACUCAGGCCACUUACCCAGACUAUGAGAUGGACUAAUAUAACAAGUAGAAAAAAAAAGCCUGCCUCCGUGCUUAAUCUAUCACUUUUCUGUCUGGAUUUUUCUUUCCUAGAUCCCAUCUAUCUCAGUUUCUUGACUGUUUUUUGAAUUUAAGGGCUAAUUCAAGUGUUUAUAACCCCGUAUUAGGCUUUUUUUUAAUUUGCUGUCAUACUCAGUAGUGAACAAUCGGUGGUUAAUAGCAUCUGUGUGUGCAGCAAAGAGCCUAAAUUCUCCAAGCGGUUCAUUCCGUUGCCUGAUGUACUUUCGUGCAAACUGGUGUGUCUUGAAUCUGUUGAAUCUCCUGGGUCGUGUGUCGUGUUACUGUUGUUGAGACUGUCGAAGCCCCUCCCUCGCUCCUUCUCAUCAAUUCCACCAUCCUCUGUUCUCCUGUUAAUGAUGUCACAACGGAAAAUAGCCAGUGAGAUCUGACUUCCAUCAGCUGCCGCUGGCUAGAUGGAGAUCCGCGAGAAAUUUUUUCAGAGAGAGAGAGAGAGAGAGAGAGACACUUUUAUCCUUUUAUCACUAAUGCUGAGGCUUCCCAGACAUCCAUAAACCACCACGGAGACUCUGGGCAGCGUUAGUGCAGGGAAAACGCACACACACACACAUACACACAUCUGGCCUGAUGGUGCAGACUGCCGUCUUGGAGCACUUCACCUAGAGUGAGUCAUUUGAGAUUUCUCCUGCUUACAGUUUACUGUAUGUUGAUAGAUUAAAACACCUGUGCCGGGCAGAUAACACACAACAUUAGCAUUGCAGACGAUCUGGUUUGUGGAUAUCCAUUACAAGCUGUCAAACUUAUCUUGUGACGUGUGAAGCUGAAUCAUUGAUAUGUGGCUUUUUAUAAUAGCUUUACCACAGGGUUAAAUCUGCCUGCUCUGUUCUGCAGAAGGCUGGAUUGAUCAUUUGUGAGAGCAUGACCUAAAAUAUCCCGUGAAAACCCAGUUUCCUCCUUAUCAUGUGCAAGCCCACCUCCUGCAUGUAACAUGCGGCUCCAGAGCGUUGCUUCAGAUGUUUUGGGAUUGGGAUUAUAUCUGCUCUAUUGCUUUCUGUCAUGGCAUGCUGCCACUCAACUGUUUGCUUAUACCUCUGUUUUAUCCAUUCUGCCCUUUAUAAACACAGAAGGUGGCGACAGACUGUGAUCACAGCAGUAGAAUAGGUAUGAAAUACUUCUUAAAAAUUAAGGUCACCUUCCGCCUCGACUAAAACAACUGAUUAGUCCACUGCUUAAGAGGCUGAGGAGGAAAUCAAGUCAAAUAACGGCAUUGGGUGAGGUUCCCCCCCCACCCCCUUCCCCGUUUAUUUCAUUGACCUGCUAUGAGGUAAAUAGGGACCUAAGUGUGUCAAUGGGACUCUGGAGAGACGGCACCACGCGCUGGAGAGACCGGCAUGAAACCGAGAGGCUCUGGUGGAGGGAGAAGUAGGCCAUCAUCAGCCCCACUAAAGCAGCUGCAUCUCUAAAUUGGCAGCAAAAAGCAAGUUUUGAGCUUAUUUAUCAUCAUACACUGCACUUAGAAAAAGUGUGUGGACACCUGAGCAUUAAUCUGCAGCCUGAGUUUGCUCCCAUUCAGCCACGAGAUCAUUAAUGAUGUUGGGCGACGACGAGGCCUGGCUCACAGCCGACGAGGCGUUGGAUGAAAGCGAGGUCUCGGUCUGCGUUGUUGUGCAAGCUGUAGAAUAAGAAAUGUAGCAGCAGCGUGCACCAGAUCCUGAAAAAGCAAAUCAGACGUGCACAAUAUAAACCUCUCUGAGGAACGCAGGCAAAAGUGAUCACAUAAGCAUAAACAUGGCUGUGGCUCAAGAGGUAGAACAGGUCAUUCACUAAUUGAAAAAUUAGUGGUUCAAUCCCUGCCUACUCUAGUCAGCAUGCCAAAUCCCAGGUUGCUCUCUAGUGUGCACAUCAGAGUGUGAAUGUUAGAUAGAAAGCACAUAGACACAAAGGUGAGCGGAUGAAUCCAAGUAUUGAUACCAGUGCUGUUAUUGGUAUAGGAUCAAUACUUUGUUUCUCUCCUUUUCAGUAAAUAGCCUAACAAAUUGUGUUAAAAUAAUUAUUUUUUGGGAGAUUAAAACAUACACCUUAAACGUGCACUAUAAAAAAUGUCUGAACCUUUUCGUGCUGACUAUCACAUCUAUUUUAUUUACAGCCUGAAGCACAUUUAAACAACAGAAGUUGAACCAAAGUGCUUUAUAGACGACCACAUUUACAUUCCAGCUCUCCAACAAACACAGUUUCAAAAUACCUGAAAGGCUGAAAGGUGAUUUAGUGGUCAUUAAAAUGUGUUUGGAAUUUGCAAAUUGACAAUGAUCCAUCUCAUAAAUCACAACACACCGCUUUAGCCCAAAUAAGCUGCCUUUAUAGGCUAAAACUAUCGAUAUCAGUAUUGGUAUCUGCAAUACUGGCCCUGUAUUUACUUGGUAUCGGAUCGAUACCAGAAUUUGCAGCAGAGCACAGCACUACUUCGACAUAGGUGCAGGAUUUAUGUCAUAAUUAUACAAAAAUAUAAACAUUUACAUGCAAGGCUGUCCACAUAUUUUUGUCCACAUGUUGUGGGAAAUUGUCUGAUUAAGUUUAAGGUUCUGUUUAAGUCUCCAUCUAUGAAUUAGUGCCACGAUCAGCAAUGCUGCUGCAAAGCCUGAGUGAAACAUUUGAUUUGUAUUGGUGUUGUGCAGCUCUGGGGUUAAUUAGGAUGAAAACACUGAAUGCAGAAGCUUUCCUUGCUCCUCCUUUAUGUUCUCUCUUGGAGAUAAAUCACCACAACAAGAAAGGAACGGCACCUGCAAGCGCCAUCUCCAUAACUACCUUGGCCGAGUCCCCUCACCCAGGUGUCCCCUCGAGGAUCGGUCUCCUCCCACGGUCCGCUCUCCACGGCACCAGCCCCCCCUCCCCCUUCCAUCUUGUUUUUGUCUUGCAGUGCUAAGUCAUUCUUGCUCAACUUGUACUACUGUACUACGACCGUCUAGGGAUUCCUAGCUGCACAUAAAACAGGAUUGUUUCUAGCUGAUUGGUUUCCUUGAUUAAUGACCAAGCUGACUCGGAGGCUGUUAUCGUAAGCAUAACCUGACAACAUGCUGUCUGUGCAAAUGGAGACGGAGACGCCGGAUCUCUGUGUCUGUGUAGCUUUGAAAACAAACAAAAAGCACAACAAAAAAGAGAGACGGGAAAGUUAAAAAAAAAAAUACUGGCUGUGUUACUUUAUUUUGGCUAUUUUUACUUUGAUGUCAUUUAAGGUAAAUGUUUGUCAAAUGUCAAAGUAGUUUUUGUGAAUAUAUGAUACAAAUGUACAAAAAAAAUAGAAAAAUGGAAAGUUUUAUGGUUGUGAAAAGCUUUACUUCACUAAAUUACUUUAUCAGCGGAAAAGAAAAGCAAGAGAUAGAAAAGAGCAUUUAACUACAGCUCCUUCACAGAGCUGCUUUGUGACUGUGUCUGUAUUUGUUGGUAUUUCUGUUGAUGUCCUUCAAGUCGAGGGAUACAGAUACUAUUCUGUUUCUGAACAGCGAGACGAGCAGUAAACACAGGAGUGGAUGACACUCUGAGGAACUUGGACCAGAGCUGCUUCUCAAAGCUGCAGGCCUCCAUCCUACCUGAAGGGACACAAAGCUGGGGUGUCCAGGCUAAAACUGUGUUUUUGUCUCUCCUCGCUGCCAAGAGGCCUUUCUCUUUUUCCCCUUUCAACUUUCAGACAUCCAACAGGCCUCCAUCACUGGUUUUACUGAACUGCUAGCCUGGGAAUGCACUAUUGAUUGGUAAAUGAAGAUUAUGAAUAAAGUUUCAAACAAA
Molecule: messenger RNA, 5591 nt
Organism: Neolamprologus brichardi
Lineage: Eukaryota; Metazoa; Chordata; Actinopteri; Cichliformes; Cichlidae
Gene: ttc9b
Product: tetratricopeptide repeat domain 9B
Molecular function (GO): protein binding
Source: RefSeq, a predicted model, not a curated record